This is a messenger RNA of Salvelinus namaycush (lake trout), 6187 nucleotides long. RefSeq names its product probable E3 ubiquitin-protein ligase HERC6. NCBI's taxonomy places the organism in Eukaryota, Metazoa, Chordata, Actinopteri, Salmoniformes, Salmonidae. The record is from RefSeq and is a predicted model, not a curated record. Gene Ontology annotation, molecular function: ubiquitin-protein transferase activity.
GGAAGAUGUUUUCGAGGGGAGAGAACAUCCGCGAUGGCUUCGGUUUAGUAAAGUCGAAUGGUUUGGUAAAGGCGAACACGGAUAGUUGCCUAAAUGUCAUACUCACGAAAUCUCCAAUUGCGCAUCUGUCCGCAGGUAAUAAAGUGGUCGCGUUUAUCAGAAGUAAUGGGAAAGUGUCCUUCGCUUGCAGGAUGCACGAGUAUAAAGAUGGGAGAAGGGUCACAUGGAAACUGAAGGGUGUGGAGUACAGGGAGAAGAUUCUGGCUCUGAGUUGCGGAGAUACCCAUGUUGUUUUACUGUCUGAGGAGGGCAGAGUGUUUUGUCUUACCUCUGCCUCCAAUGAUCCCAGACCAGUGGGUAACUUGAAUCAGGUCAUUCAAGUUGCAUGUGGAGACCAGCAUUCCAUUGCACUAACCCAAGAUGGUAAAGUGUUCACGUGGGGCCAGAACUCCAGAGGACAGCUGGGUUUGGGGAAGGGAGAGCCCAGCACCUCGUCUCCCCAGCCUGUCAAGUCUCUGUCAGGGAUCCCCCUGGCUCAGAUCACCGCUGGGGGAGACCACAGCUUCGCCCUGACCCACUCUGGAGCCGUGAACAGCGCCGGGCAGCUGGGACUGGGGGACACAAUAGACAGACCUGCUCCAGCUCCUGUUGAUUGCCUGAAUCUAAAGAAGACCAUUGCUAUUUCCUGUGGAGUGGAGCAUACUGUUGUUCUGACAAAGGGAGGUUUAGUGUUCACAUUUGGCUCGGGUCGAUAUGGACAGCUUGGACACAACUCUCUCAGAAAUGAACUACGACCUCGACUGGUGGCCGAACUCUGGGGGGCAAAGGUGACCCAGAUAGCCUGUGGAAGAAACCACACAUUGGCGUUCGCGGGCUCCUUCAAAAAGAUCUACUCAUUUGGGCAUGGAGAGCAAGGGCAGCUGGGAAAUGGAGUCAAGAUGGAUCAGUCUGUGCCUCUGCCAGUACAGCUACCACAGGACCACAUUGAUGACCUGCAAAUUGAACAAACCUUUGCUGGAGGAAACCAUUCUUUUGCCUUGUGCAGCUCCGCUAAGGAAUCAGGAAAAGGGUUGAAUGACUCCCGUGUUGAAAAAAUGACUCAAACAUUAGACAAUGACAUCAUUGACAGAUGGAUCUUGCAAUGUGACUCAACAUCAUGGGAGAAAAUACAGAAGGAAAUCACAGAAACAUUCUCUUCUGCAUCAUGUUUAAAUGGGAGCUUCCUGGACAAAAGUUGUGACAAACAUUACCAAACCUCACUGAAGCACUCUGGCCUGGACUUGUCAUCCGCCCGAAUGGCUUUUCAAAAGCUUGCAGAAAAGGACAAAGUUCUGGCUGAGGUUAAAAAUGUCGUCCAUCGCAUACUCCUUCCCUCCCUGAGUAACGAUCCCAUUGGUGUGGAGGGUCUGAGGGUGUACCUCAUCAUCCCUGAGCUCUUGAGGGUUCUCCUAAAACAACAACGUGGCAUAGACAUUACUGAGGCCUUUGUGGCUACUGUUCUCAGACUGAACCCAGACAAGCUCCAGGUGAAGUUUCAAGCAGAGAAUGGUGUGGAUGAAGGUGGUGUUUCACUGGAAUUCUUCAGCCUCCUGGGGAGGGAACUUCUGACAAUGGAACCAAAGACACUGGAGGUUUACGAGUCUGGACUAGCGUGGUUCACAACAGAUAAGCUUCUGGGUCUGACUACAACAUUGGAUGACCUUAAAGAGCUGUCUCCAACUGAAGCAAGGAAGAAAUAUGUUGAGUUGUACGUUGACAUGAAGCUCAACAAGUCGGUGCAGAUUCAGUUUGCAGACUUUGAGAAAGGCUUCCACAAAGGCUGCCCUAUACAGACAUGGAGGAUGUUUCUACCUGAGGAGCUGAUGACACUUCUACAAGGAGAUGACAACUACGAGUGGGACAAGUUGAGAGAGAAUGCCGAGUAUCAAGGAUAUAGGCCCGCAGAUGACAUCAUCCAGAACUUCUGGAGUGUUUUCACAGAGUUCUCAGAGGAGCAAAAGAAGAAGUUCCUAAGUAACGCCAGGCAUCACCUUAACCUUCACAUCAUCAUGUUCUGCUGGGGAGACGGUUCGAGUGGACAGUUUGGUCUAAACUUUGAGAAUGUGUCUGUUCCGAUAGCAGGGAAUAUAUUCUCUGAUAAAGUCACAGAAAUUGCUUGUGGGGAGCAACACACUUUAUUUCUCACGGUAGAUGGCAGGAUCCUAUCAUGCGGGCGCAACUCAAAGGGACAACUUGGCAGACAGAGGAACAUAAAUUCAAAACUACCAGCCCCAGUGGAGGGUCUGGGGGCAGUGGUCUCUGUGGCUUGUGGUCAGGACCACUCUGUAGCUGUGUGCGCAUCAGGACAGGUCUACUCCUGGGGGGCAGGAGGUGAGGGACAGCUGGGCAUCGCCCUUACUACUGUCUCCAAAGUCCCCAGGCCAAGACCAGUUCCAAUACCUUCGCCCUUGCCGAUAACAGUGAUACAGGUUGCUUGUGGAAAUUCCCAUUCGUUGGCCCUGACUAAAGGAGGACAGGUGUUCUCAUGGGGUCUGAACAGUCAUGGACAGCUGGGCCUGGGGAAGGGAGUCCCUCUGCAGCCCAUUCCUGCCCUGGUGCGCUCCCUCACUGGAGUCCCAGUGACCCAGGUAGCAGCCGGAGGAACCCACACUCUGGCCCUCACCCUCCCAGGCCUGGUCUACUGCUGUGGGGCGAACAGGGCUGGGCAGCUGGGACUCAACCGUGUGGAUGAGAAAGGCCGGUUCAACAUCUGUGCUGUGCCUGCUCUCAGAGUCUUGGGGGUUUCCUUCAUCAGCUGUGGAGAGGCGCAUUCUGCUGUUCUCACCAAGGGUGGACAGGUGUUCACCUUUGGGGAGGGAAGCCGAGGCCAGCUUGGGCACAACGCAUCAGCUAACGAACUCCUACCCAAACUGGUAGAGGGUAUGGAUGGACUGGUCUCACAGAUAGCAUGUGGCAGCCAUCACACCCUGGUGCUGGGGUCCUCAGGUCAACUCUGGGCCUUUGGCAGUGGGGUCAAAGGUCAGCUAGGGACUGGCAUUACGGAGGGCUGCUUGCGACCCACCUCAGUGCUGCUGAAAGGGGCUUCUGGUGGGGCAGAGACAGUCAUACUCAACGACAUGAAGAUAUCAGUGGGAUGGAAUUCAAACUUCAUUUACACCGCUGAGAGUUCUGAAAGAGAACAGCCAAUCGGGAGGUUAGAUGAAGCCAAGCUGCAAAAAUGGCUGACGAUGAAGCAAGGAAAUACAGAGGCUCAAAGAGAAAUAUCCUUGAUGUUCUCAACAAGUUCAAGUCUUGUGGCCAGUUUCACCAAAGCCAGUGAGUCUCCAUCAACUAAAGCUGCAGGAGCUUUGAGAGUGGACCUAGAGGCUGCUAGCCAGGCUUUUGAUCAGCUCUUCAACAUCCCAUGGAUCAGGAAAUCAGUAAAUAUAUUGCCACUGGUGGACAAUAUUUUCAGUUCAGCAGCUGUCAUCAAGUCACCAGAGAUCUUUAUGAUACUACCCACAAUCCCUCUUUUCCACGAGGACCACAACGUCAUGAACAUGGUCAUGACUUUAGCAAUAGUUAUCGAUGAGGAUCUGAAUGAAACGGCCAUGAAAAUUUUAAAAGAGUGGUGGUCCUCAAUGGAGACAAACAUCAUGACAAAGCACAUUCUGAUGUGGAAGAAUGCCCUGUCAUUCAUGCUGAGGAACGGUCUUCUGGCUACCCACAACCCCGGAGUCAAAUUCCUGCUGGAAGCCCUCAAGUCCCUCCACAGAGCAAACAAAAGGGCCGGAAGAACCCAGGAAGUUCCAGCCAGUACCUUUUAUGUGGAAGAGAUCAACGAUAGUGUUAUUCUAUUGGAGGAUGUGAAGCUUUGGCGUUUUUGGUCAACAAGGGAGGACACAGAGGUGACACCAGUCAUCUUUUGCCAUUACCCAUUUGUGUUGAGUCUGAUCUGCAAGAUGGCGAUUUUCAACAGUAAUGCACUUUAUACAAAGGUGGUUCACCAAUUCACCCACUUGCUGACAGUGAUGUAUCCUUCUGGAACGUUCCGAGACAACCCAGAAUCUCCCCCUGCUCCAGUCUUCCAGUUGACCUUAAGGCGCCCGUCACUCAUCGAAGACACCUUCAGACAACUGGGUGCUGCAGAUCAUGACUACUUCCAGAGAGAACUUGUGGUGCAGUUUGUGGAGGACAUGAAGCUGUCGCUCGUCAACAUAAGGGACUUCUUCCUCCAUGUGUUUGAAGAGCUGUUGGCAUCAGAGUCUGAGAUGUUCAUGUACAACGACACCAAGACACUGGUCUGGUUCCCUGCCAAGCCCAGAGUGGAGGAGAAGAGCUACUUCCUGUUUGGUGUCUUGUGUGGCAUGGCCCUGUACAACCACAACAUUGUACACCUGCCCUUCCCCCUGGCCCUGUUCAAGAAGAUGGUGGGGGUCAAGCCCUCACUGGAGGACCUGAGAGAGUUUGACCCUGUUGUGGGAGGGAGAUUGCGGUACCUCUUGGAGGACUACACUGAUGAUGAUGUUGAAGAAAACCUGGACAUAACCUUCACCGUGAUCUGGGAUGACCAGAAGGUGGAGCUUGAUCCCAAAGAAACAGGAAAAUCAGUCACAAGUUUUAACAAGAAGCAGUUUGUUGAUGCCUACGUGAACCUUGCCUUCAACCAAUCAGCGGAGAAGGUGUUUGAAGAGUUCAGGAGAGGCUUCUUCAAGGUGUGUGACAGGGACGUGGUGGAGUUGUUCCAGCCUGAGGAGCUCAGGGGAGUCAUGGUGGGGAAAGAGGACUACGACUGGGACACGCUCAAACAGAACACUGUGUAUGAUGGAGAGUACCAUGCCAGACAUCCCAACAUCGUCACAUUCUGGGAGGCUUUUGAGGAACUGACAGACAACGAAAAGAAAGCUUUUCUCCUGUUCCUGACAGGCUGUGAUCGCGUUCCUAUCCUGGGCAUGGACAAGAUCCAGAUGACUGUAGCAGUCUUGCAGAACUCUACUGAACUACAUUUCCCAGAAUCCCAUACCUGCUUCUCCCUACUAUUUCUGCCCAUCUACUCCUCCAAGGAGAUGCUGCUGGCCAGGCUCAAAGAGGCGGUGGCCCACAACAGAGGCUUCUGGAAGGAGUAAUGGACACUAUAUAUAGGCUACUGCUGUGUUAAUCAUUUCAUGCAAUUUGUUUCUUACAUGUCAAUAUCUAUUCAGUUUAGCAUAGGAUUUUGGUUGUGUUGAUAUAGCCUUAAUCUAGGUUCAGAUUUGACACUUUUUAAAAACUUUUCAACCUUGGCUUUUUCAAGUGAACAUUUUAAAUUUGCAAAUGUUUAGGCUAUUUAUAGGCUUACCGUGUUAUUGGAAAAAACUAUCCUUGACUUAAAGUCCACAAAUUUUGAAUGUGAGUUAUGAAAAAAAACAUUGAUUUAUUUUGGCAUUUCAUGUAAUUCUGCAUGGGAACAUCCUUUUUUUUCUGGACACAUGUCUGCAUCAUCUUUUGACAUUCAUGUCUGUAUCUUGUGUUAUUUUAACAGAAUAAUUAUUUAUGUAUCUAAAUAAUACAGAUAUUAGUUUCACCUUAAGGUGUUUUCUUUUAUAAUUGACUAUUCCCUCAAAUGCAGAGCAGUGGUGUGGUUUCUCCAACAACCUGCACAACCUUCCCAGCUAGCACAUAACGUUCUGAGAACUAUAUGUUUCUUCUUCGUUUUGCAUACAACCUUCCCAUAACAUUUACUACAGGUUUCCAAAUGGUUCUAUUUAAAGUAAAUUGUUCAGAGAUCGUUAAGAAACAACGUUCUUCUAUGGGAAUUUACGUACCUCAUCAUAAUGUUUCCUACAGGUUUUCUCAUGGUUCUAUUUAAAAUCAUGUUCUCAGAACGUUAAGAAACAUAAUUCGUCUGUGGGAAUUUCAGUACUUCAGCAUAAUGUUUUCCUAAUGAUUCUAUUUAAAUCAGGGAUGGGGAACAUUGAUGGGGAUGGGGGUCACAAAAAAACAACUCAUGAGGGGUGGCAAUUCUGCACAUUUUGCCAUUGGGCAUACAGAAAAUGUUGCCGUUUUAACGCAAGUUUACUGCAAUUCUACACAUUUUGACAUGGGGCAGAGAGAAGAUACAUUUUUUGAUCAAUGGGCCCCAUCCCGGUCGGUAAUUCGACCAUACAGUUGAAGUCGGAAGUUUACAUACACCUUAGCCAAAUACAUUUAAACUCUGUUUUUCACAAUU